Nelumbo nucifera (sacred lotus) is the source of this 1380-nucleotide messenger RNA. NCBI's taxonomy places the organism in Eukaryota, Viridiplantae, Streptophyta, Magnoliopsida, Proteales, Nelumbonaceae. The record is from RefSeq and is a predicted model, not a curated record.
AUGUCAGAUACCAACACUCUCCACGUAGCUAUCCUCCCUAGCUCAGGGAUGGGUCACCUUGUCCCUGCCGUCCGCCUUGCUGCUUCUCUUGCCGCUCGCAACUGUCGAAUCACCUUCAUCACCACCCACCCAACCGUCUCCCUUGCCGAGUCACGCCUCGUCUCUCGCCUCGUCUCCUUCUUCCCUAAUGUCACUCGACAAGAGUUUCAUCUCCUUCCCUUGGACCGCUCAACUGCCAACUCAAAUGACCCUUUCUGCCUCCAGUUUGAGACCAUCCGCCGCUCCGCUCACCUCCUCUCUCCAAUCCUCUCUUCCUGUUCUCCGCCUCUCUCUGCUCUUGUCACAGACCCGAGCUUAGUCUCAGCGGUCAUCCCUAUCACGGAAAAGCUUCGCCUUGCUAAUUACAACCUCUUCAUAGCAAGUCCAAAGAUGUUGUCACUCUUAAUCUACUUCCCUACCAUCGCUAAUACUGACCUCAGCACCACUUCCUCUAAAACUACCGAUUAUAUCGAAAUUCCUGGUAUUCCACCCCUACCCAAGUCAUGGCUUCCACCACCCCUUGUAGAUCCUAGUAGCCUCUUCAGGACCCAGUUCAUAGCCAAUGGUCAAGAGAUAGUAAAAUCCGAUGGAAUUCUGGUCAAUGCAUUCGACAGCCUAGACAAGGCAACCGUGGCAGCGCUUAACGGUGGUAAGGUGAUGGGCAGGUUGCCGCCGGUGAUCACGGUCGGGCCGUUUGUACCAUUGGAAUUCGAGAAGGGCUCACCAGUGGAAUGGCUCGACAGGCAACCGGUAGGGUCAGUGGUGUAUGUUUGCUUUGGGAAUAGGACAGCUGCGUCUAGAGAACAAAUUAGAGAGCUGGGUGAUGGGCUUGAGCGGAGUGGGUGCAGGUUUCUGUGGGUGGUGAAGGAAAAGAAAGUGGACAGAGAGGAUGAGGAGGAGGUGGGUGAGAUUGUGGGUCAUGGGUUCCUGGAGAGAGUGAAGGAGAAGGGGUUAGUGGUGAAGAGUUGGGUGGAGCAAGGGGAGGUGCUAGCUCACCCGGCUGUGGGUUUGUUUCUCAGUCACUGUGGGUGGAACUCAAUCACUGAGGCUGCAUUGUACGGUGUGCCCAUUUUGGGAUGGCCACAAGGUGGGGAUCAGAAGAUAAAUGGAGAGGUAAUUCCAAAGAGUGGGUUAGGGAUAUGGGUUGAGACUUGGGGUUGGGAAGAGAUAGUGAAGGGGGAAGAGAUAGGGGACAAAAUUAGGGAGAUGAUGGGAGAUGAGAAGCUGAAAGUCCAAGCAGCCCGUAUUGGGGAAGAGGCUAGGAAGUCUGUUGGAGUUGGUGGAAGUUCUUACAAAGGAUUGGAGGGAUUGGUUGAGAAGAUGAGAAAGGGAAGAGCUUGA